AUGUACCUGGCAGCGGUCUUGGCGGGGAGGAGGCGCCCGGGCGGCGGCGGCUGGCACCUGGGGGCGGGGUGGCUGCUCCUGGUGCUGCUGGGCGAGUCCGGGACCCGGGCGCUCGUCUGCCUCCCCUGCGACGAGUCCAAGUGCGAGGAGCCCAAGAGCUGCCCCGGCAGUAUCGUGCUGGGCAUCUGCGGCUGCUGUUUCAUGUGCGCCCGGCAGCGCAACGAGAGCUGCGGGGGCGUCUACGGGCUGCACGGAGCCUGCGACCGCGGGCUUCGCUGUGUCAUCCGCCCCCCUCUCAACGGGGACUCCAUCACCGAGUACGAAGUGGGCGUCUGCGAAGAUGAAAAUUGGGAUGAUGAUCAGCUGCUUGGAUUUGAACCUUGCAAUGAAAACCUUGUAACAGGUUGCAACAUAAUCAAUGGGAAAUGCGAAUGUGACACCAUUCGCACCUGUAGUAAUCCAUUUGAGUUUCCAAGCCAGGAUGCUUGCCUGUCAGCUUUAAAAAGGAUUGAAGAAGAGAAACCUGACUGUUCCAAGGCCCGCUGUGAGGUCCAGUUUUCUCCUCGCUGUCCAGAAGAUUCCAUUUUGAUUGAAGGUUAUGCUCCUCCAGGGGAAUGCUGUCCACUUCCAAGCCGCUGUGUGUGCAACCCUGCAGGUUGCUUGAGGAAAGUUUGCCAACCAGGCUACUUGAAUAUAUUGGUUUCUAAAGCAUCAGGGAAGCCAGGGGAGUGCUGUGAUCUCUACGAAUGUAAACCAGUUUUCAGUGUGGAUUGCAGCACAGUGGAAUGCCCUCCUGUUCAACAAAUUGUUUGUCCACUGGAUAGCUAUGAAACCCAAGUCAGGCUGACGGCUGAUGGCUGCUGUACUCUUCCCACAAGAUGCGAGUGUCUCUCUGGUUUAUGUGGUUUCCCCAUGUGUGAGGCAGGCUCCAUUCCCCAAAUAGUCUCACGUGGAGACGGAACACCCGGCAAGUGCUGUGAUGUCUUUGAAUGUGUCAAUGAAGUGAAACCAGCUUGCAUAUUUAACAGUGUGAAGUAUUAUGAUGGAGACAUGUUUCGAAUGGAUGCCUGUCGUUUCUGUCGAUGUCAAGGUGGCGUCUCGAUUUGUUUCUCAGCCCAGUGUGGCGAGCUGCACUGUGACAGGUACUAUGUGCCAGAAGGAGAGUGCUGUCCAGUCUGUGAAGAUCCAGUAUAUCCAGUUAAUAACCCUGCUGGCUGCUAUGCCAAUGGUCAGAUCCAAGCACAUGGAGAUCGAUGGAGAGAAGAUGACUGCACUUUCUGCCAGUGUAUCAAUGGAGACCCUCACUGUGUGGCAACAGCCUGUGGACAGAGUUGCCUGAAUCCUGUUAAGGUACCUGGGGAAUGCUGCCCAGUGUGUGAAGAACCAACAUAUAUCACAAUAGGUCCACCCACAUGUGAGAUUUUGGUGAACUGCACAUUGACUGAGAAAGACUGUAUGUACAGUUUCAGACUGGACCAAAAUGGUUGCCGCAUUUGUCAGUGCAAAACUAGAGAGGAGCUGUGUACUGGCCUCAUAUCAGGGUGUUCCUUGGACUGUUCCUUCGGUUUCCAGACUGAUGUCCACAACUGUGAGAUCUGUCAGUGCCGUUCAAGGCCUAAGAAAUGCAAACCCAUAGUAUGUGACAAGUACUGUCCAUUUGGAUACUUGAAGAACAAGCAUGGCUGUGACAUCUGUCGCUGUAAGAAAUGCCCAGAACUUCCUUGUGGUAAGAUCUGUCCAAUGGGCUUCCAGCAGAAUAAUCAUGGUUGUCUUCUCUGUAAGUGCAGAGAGAUACCAGAUUCUGUUAUGCCACCAGUUAAAACAGGCUCUUGCCUGUCAAUGGAUGGGCGGCGUCAUGAGAAAGAGGAGAGCUGGCAUGAUGGUUGCCGAGAAUGUUAUUGUCACAAUGGACGGGAGAUGUGUGCCUUGAUCACCUGCCCUGUACCUAACUGUGGCAACCCUACCAUACAUCCAGGACAAUGUUGUCCAUCAUGUCCAGAUGAAUCUAUUGUGCAGAAGCCAGAGCUCAGCAGUCCAUCUAUCUGCCAUGCUCCAGGAGGAGAGUACUUUGUAGAAGGAGAGACAUGGGAUAUUGAUUCCUGCACGCAGUGUACAUGCCAUAGUGGACGUGUUCUGUGUGAGACUGAAGUCUGUCCACCUCUUCUUUGUCAAAACCCCAUCCGUACGCAGGAUUCCUGCUGUCCACAGUGCCCAGAUGAACCUCUUCAGCCUUCCUCAUCGAGCAAUGAGAGCAUGCCCAGUUACUGCAAAAAUGAUGAAGGAGAUAUUUUCCUGACAGCUGAGUCCUGGAAACCCAAUGUCUGUACUAGUUGUAUUUGCAUGGAUGGUGUGAUUAGCUGCUACUCUGAAUCUUGCCCACCAGUAUCCUGUGAGAGACCUGUUUUGAGAAAAGGACAGUGUUGUCCUUAUUGUAUAGAAGAUACAAUACCAAAGAAGGUGGUGUGUCACUUUAGUGGAAAAACAUAUGCAGAUGAGGAACGUUGGGACAUUGACAGCUGCACACACUGCUACUGCCUGCAGGGUCAGACCCUUUGCUCCACUGUCAGUUGCCCCCCUCUCCCCUGUGUAGAACCCAUCAACGUUGAGGGAAGUUGCUGUCCCAUGUGUCCAGAGAUGUAUGUACCUGAGCCCACCAACAUCCCCAUUGAGAAGACAAAUCAUCGAGGAGAUGCUGAACUAGAAGCACCAAUUUGGCCUACACCCAGUGAAAAUGGCAUUGUCCAUCUCCACAGAGACAUGAGUCAUCUUCAAGGAGAUUUCAGAGAAGGCAUUGGACUGCACUCCAGUGAAGAUACAUCUCUCAACUCCGUUGCCUGGGUGACGGUUCCCAUCAUGACAGCCCUGGUUCUUAUAAUAGCCCUUCUGCUUGUCAAUCAGAAAAAGCAGUGGAUACCAGUGUCCUGCUACAGAGCCCCAACAAAGCCUUCUUGCCUAAACAAUCAGCUGGUAUACGUGGACUGCAAGAAAGGAACCAUGGUCCAGGUGGACAGUUCUCAGAGAAUGCUAAGAAUUGCUGACCCAGAUUCAAGAUACAGUGGAUUCUACAGCAUGCAAAAACAGAACAACCUACAGGCAGAUAAUUUCUAUCAAACAGUUUGA
This is a messenger RNA of Emys orbicularis (European pond turtle), 3120 nucleotides long. RefSeq names its product cysteine rich transmembrane BMP regulator 1 (gene CRIM1). The coding region runs from base 1 to 3120 and encodes 1039 amino acids. Gene Ontology annotation, molecular function: protein binding; serine-type endopeptidase inhibitor activity. Lineage: Eukaryota; Metazoa; Chordata; Testudines; Emydidae. The record is from RefSeq and is a predicted model, not a curated record. The transcript is spliced from 17 exons. Gene Ontology annotation, cellular component: extracellular region; plasma membrane.